Carassius gibelio (silver crucian carp) is the source of this 1094-nucleotide messenger RNA. RefSeq names its product E3 ubiquitin-protein ligase RNF170. Lineage: Eukaryota; Metazoa; Chordata; Actinopteri; Cypriniformes; Cyprinidae. The transcript is spliced from 6 exons. Gene Ontology annotation, molecular function: ubiquitin protein ligase activity. The record is from RefSeq and is a predicted model, not a curated record. Bases 5 to 820 code for a protein of 271 amino acids.
ACUGAUGCCCUGGUUAAUGAUUAACCUGUCUGUCAAAUUUACUGUGUGCAUUGAAGCAGUAAGAAAGCAUUCCAGUCUCUGCCUUCCACGAGAGAAAGCAACUGAAUUAAAAGACAAAAAAGAAAUGCCUACAAGUCGCAGCUUCCACAACAGGUGCUCUCCACACUUAAAGACAAGGAGUCAAGGCCAGCCACACAAUCCUCAGGUGAACAACAGAGAGGAUUUGCCCAAGAUAUGGUUACCAGCAGGCAACAGGGACAAUCACUGCCCCGUGUGUUUACAGAUUGCCAGCUAUCCUGUAGAGACCAACUGCGGGCAUCUUUUCUGUGCACCAUGUCUGAUAUCUUACUGGAAACAUUGCUCCUGGUUAGAUGCCAUCAGCUGUCCUAUGUGCAGACAGAUGGUGAAUAAGAUGUGUCAUCUCUUCAGCGAGACCAGAACUGACUGUAAAGAGUCAGAAGUGCUAAAACACGUCAGAGACUAUAACAGGCGCUACUCUGGAGCACCAAGACAGGUAAAAGAUUACUUGUGCGAUACACCUCUCUUCCUGCUCUUUCUGGUGCGAUGGCUGGGAAACAUUGGUGGCCUGGUGUUGCUGUUUCUAUUGAGGGUGGCUGUCUGUGGAUUUGGCGCUGCCAUGUCCUUGGCCUCUCCACUGGAGUCACUUCCUGGGCCACUGAGCAGUGUGCUGGGCAUGCUGGAUGAUUGUGUAGUGGUCUUCCUUCUUCUUAUCUGCAUUAUUAACAUCAACCAGCAGAUGGGCCCGCAGAGGACAAGAGCGCACUCGGUCACACAGGGAGUGCUGACCGACUCCUUAUAGAAGACAGUGAUAAUGUGCUUACUUGCAUGUUGAAAUGACACUAAUCAACCUUGUUUGCAAAGGUUAACAGUGUUAUGACCUGCUGCACUUUGGUCUUCUUGAACAUGGAUUUUCAAUGAUGUGUCUAGAAUACACAUACAGCACUAGAUGAGAGGUGUUCUGAUGUUUCAAAAACAAUAAUUGAAGGUGUUUUAUUGAAGAUAGAUUGUAUAUCAUAAAUGUAAAGUGGUUUUGUAAAUAUGCAAGUUUCUAAUAAAUAUUUAUAUAAAUAUUG